UCUUUCUUUUCAGCAACCAGACAACUAACGAGCAAGUGUUAAACCCUAAUCAGAGGGAAGAAAGAGAGAGCAGAAGCAAUGGCAAAAUACGACUUAACCCCACGAAUUGCGCCGAAUCUAGAUAGGCAUUUGGUGUUUCCCUUGCUGGAGUUCUUGCAAGAGCGACAGCUACACCCAGACGAGCAGAUCUUGAAAGCGAAGAUCGAGCUGUUGAACAAGACCAACAUGGUCGACUACGCCAUGGACAUCCACAAGAGUCUUUACCACACCGAUGAUGUCCCUCAGGACAUGAUAGAAAGGAGGGUCGAGGUUGUCGCUCGUCUUAAGGCCUUGGAAGACGCCGCCGCUCCUUUGGUCGCUUUCUUGCAAAACCCUAAUGCUGUUCAGGAAUUGAGAGCUGAUAAACAUUAUAAUCUCCAGAUGCUCAAUGACCGUUACCUGAUUGGUCCAGAUCAGAUAGAGGCAUUAUAUCAGUAUGCGAAAUUCCAGUUUGAGUGUGGCAACUACUCAGGUGCUGCUGAUUAUCUGUAUCAGUAUAGGGCUUUAUGCACAAACAGUGAAAGGAGUUUGAGUGCAUUGUGGGGAAAGCUGGCUGCCGAGAUACUUAUGCAAAACUGGGAUAUUGCUCUUGAAGAACUCAAUCGCUUGAAAGAAAUAAUUGAUUCUAAGAGUUUCUCUUCACCCUUGAACCAAGUACAGAGUAGAAUAUGGCUGAUGCAUUGGAGCCUCUUCAUCUUUUUCAAUCAUGACAAUGGAAGAACACAGAUCAUUGACCUGUUUAAUCAAGACAAGUAUCUAAAUGCCAUUCAAACCAGUGCUCCCCAUCUUUUAAGGUACUUAGCCAGUGCUUUUAUUGUCAACAAGAGGAGAAGACCUCAAUUCAAAGAUUUUAUUAAGGUUAUCCAGCAAGAGCAGUACUCUUACAAAGAUCCCAUCACAGAGUUUUUGGCAUGUGUUUAUGUCAAUUAUGACUUUGAUGGAGCACAAAAGAAGAUGAGGGAGUGUGAAGAAGUGAUACUGAAUGAUCCCUUUCUUGGAAAAAGAGUUGAAGAAGGUAACUUUUCUACCGUACCAUCGAGAGAUGAGUUCCUUGAGAAUGCCCGUUUAUUUAUCUUCGAGACAUACUGCAGAAGUCAUCAGCGCAUUGACAUGAGUGUGCUUGCUGAGAAGUUGAAUUUGAAUUAUGAGGAGGCUGAGAGAUGGAUUGUGAAUUUGAUCCGAAACUCAAAGCUUGAUGCCAAGAUUGAUUCAGAGACGGGAACUGUUACCAUGGAGCCUAAUCAUCCCAAUGUUUACGAACAGUUGAUAGACCAUACCAAGGCACUCCAAGGGCGUACCUACAAGCUAGUCAGCCAGAUUCUUGAGCAUGUUCAGGCACAGCCUGCUCGAUAAGGUUUUGGGGAAGUUGGAAUUAUUUGCAAUUUUGGGCCAUGGCAGAUUGUUUUCUGAGAACAAAUUAGAGUUUCUGAUUUGGAUCAAGACUGAGCAAUUAGUAGUGUUCAGCAAAAAAUAUUCUAUGUUUAUCAUGACAAAGGAUGUCAUUAACUUGUCUGGAUAUGUUAAAACGUAUAAUGUAUUGUACUCUUUUAAA
Molecule: messenger RNA, 1591 nt
Organism: Theobroma umbraticum
Lineage: Eukaryota; Viridiplantae; Streptophyta; Magnoliopsida; Malvales; Malvaceae
Gene: EIF3E
Product: eukaryotic translation initiation factor 3E
Cellular component (GO): eukaryotic translation initiation factor 3 complex; cytoplasm
Molecular function (GO): translation initiation factor activity
Source: RefSeq, a predicted model, not a curated record